Echinostoma caproni is the source of this 648-nucleotide messenger RNA. The record is from the annotation of a GenBank genome assembly. Lineage: Eukaryota; Metazoa; Platyhelminthes; Trematoda; Plagiorchiida; Echinostomatidae.
AUGAAUAAGACAUCCGAGCGAAGGCUUCUGAUACUUAACAAGGAAGAGCUUUAUAUAAGGAAGGCCAAUACCAGACGGGAGUUCGACCAUAGAAGGGUGUUAGAUAUACUGCGUCUAGCAGGUAUCCAGUAUCCCGGAGGUAUUAAAAGGGUCCAUCGGGUGGGGACGUAUAAAGCCCCGAAUCCCAAUAGAAAUGGCCCUCCUGCGCGACCCACUUUAGUGGAGUUCGUCGUGGAACAAACUAGUGAUCUACUGCUGUCCCGAUCUGUGUUGUUAGCUCAACAGAAAGGCCGAUAUCAGAUCGCACCAGACGGACCCAAUGCUCGAGAAGUGGGUAUGAAUCCUGACAAAAUAAAGGACCAGGUCCAAACUCGGGGCAUAUCUUCCGGCAGUCGCGCAGCACGCAUACCAGGGGUAUCGCCCGGAGUCGUGGUCAUCGAAGAUGUCCUAGAAGACGAGCAAUGGCAAAGUUGCCUGCAAGGAGACAACGUAGACGAAGAAGCUUCACUAAGGUUCAGCAAAGAGCCACUAGCUGAGGUGGCUCACCAAAAAGACGCGCAGGCCACAAGUACCGCGGAAAAAACUUGCUGCCCCCUACGGGGGCUGUACCCGAGGCCCAAGCAAGAAGGAUCUAUGGGAAACGCAUAG